Messenger RNA from Drosophila persimilis, 1067 nucleotides. Its product is annotated as probable trehalose-phosphate phosphatase C. Lineage: Eukaryota; Metazoa; Arthropoda; Insecta; Diptera; Drosophilidae. Gene Ontology annotation, molecular function: trehalose-phosphatase activity. The coding region runs from base 146 to 967 and encodes 273 amino acids. The transcript is spliced from 4 exons. Gene Ontology annotation, biological process: trehalose biosynthetic process. The record is from RefSeq and is a predicted model, not a curated record.
UGAAGAUCCAUCAGGGACAGGUGUCGUGCAGGGACGUGCAUACAAACCACUCUAUUCCAUACAGAAAGUGCAAGUCCAAGCAAAACUCAUAUACCUAUUGGUACUGAUCAUAACCCUAACAAGGAGUAAACAGGAAGAUAUCAGAAUGCCUGAGAAGAGAGUGGCUCCCGUGAUCAACAGCCUGGAGGAGUUCGAACAGAAGCUACCUGGCUACCUGAAUAGAGACAAAAAGUUGGCAAUUCUUUUGGAUUACGAUGGCACUUUGGCACCCAUUGCGGAUAAUCCAAGCGCCACCCAUAUGACCGUGGAACUGGAAAAGACGCUCCAUAAAUUGGCCAAACAUCCGCAGAUAUUCCUGGCUGUUAUCUCGGGUCGUGGCCUGAGGGAUGUCCAGGCUCAUGUGAGCAUCGAUGGCACUACUUAUGCGGGAAAUCAUGGCCUGGAGAUCGAAUAUCCAGAUGGCUCGAGGCACGACUACGAACUGCCCGCAGAAAUCAAAAAGAACUACACGGAUAUGGUCAGAGAGCUCAAGGAAAAGGUGGAGAAGAAUGAUGCCUGGGUGGAGGAUAAGCGGGUAUCGCUCACCUAUCACUAUCGUGAUACACCUGUGGCGCUGAAGGACGAACAGAAGAAGUUGGCCACGGAGAUCUGUCUGCGUCAUGGUUUCCGGGCAAAUCAGGCCCAUGAGGCUAUUGAGGCUAAACCUCCAGUAAACUGGAACAAGGGCGAUGCUGCUCUUUACAUUCUGAAGCAGAAGUUUGGCGACACUUGGCCCAAGAAUGUGAGGGUCGUCUUUGCCGGCGAUGAUACCACCGAUGAAGAUGCCAUGAGGGCUCUCCAGGGCUUGGGUCGUUCAUUCCGCAUUGCUUCCGAUGCCAAGGUCCAGACCUUUGCAGACUUUCGAUUGCCCCAACAGGCUCUAAUGACUGAUCUUCUCAAGUGGAUAGCCCAUGUCUAUAUUUCCUAGACUUCUAUAUUUCCUGGUUUAGCUAGUUAUAUAUUAAGUGAAAUUGUAUGUACAUUUACUCGACACAUAAUGAUUUGAAAAUAUAUUUUUGAAAAGUGGA